AUGGUUGGUGCCAUGACGACACGCUUGGCUACGCAUCCUGCAGAAUCAGGAAAGGGAUCCAACAGCAACCGGCACCAGAUGCCGCAACAGGAGCGGAUGAUGGAGGUCUCCAUGGCCAACUCCACGGUGACCGACUACCCCGACUACUCCGACUACUCUUAUGAGUAUGUUACGAUCUCUGACGGCGGCGACGACGAAGAUUCCAUUCUGGUUGCCGUGCCGACGCUGUACUUCCUGCUCUUCUUGGUGGGGCUGGGGGGCAACGGGCUGGUGUUGCUGGUCCUGGGGGGUUGCAGAGGUCGCCGGCGUGUGGGUGGCGGCGGCAGGCGGCUCGUGGACACCUUCGUGGUGCACCUGGCGGGGGCUGACCUGCUCUUCGUGGCCAUGCUCCCCCUAUGGGGCGCCGCGGCGCUGGGCGGCGGGCGAUGGGUGUUGGAGGGCUGGUGGGGGUACGCGCUGUGCCGGCUCAGUUCCUACGUGCUGGCCCUGAACCGCGUGUCGAGCGUGGCCUUGCUGACCUGCAUGAGUGCGGAGCGCUACCUGGCCGUGGUGCGCAGGCUGGAUUCCGGAAUGCUGCGGAGCGGGCGGUGCGUCAGGGUCACCUGCGGAAUCCUGUGGACCACCGCGGCACUGGUGGCAGCACCUGCACUGAAGUUCAGACACCUCGAUGACCUGGGCGUCUGCUCCGACCCUGAAGACUCAGACCUGUUUCAGUGGUACGCGCUGGCCUUGCUGGUGUUUUUCUUCGUGCUGCCUGUGGGUGUCAUGGUGCUGUGUUAUGGCGCCAUCUUGAGGCACCUCCAACGCCACUGCGGCCCGCACACCCUCACACACAACAACGCCAGCAUGCACGCGCGCCGCACACACACCCUCAAGAUGGUCGUCGCCAUCCUCGCUGCCUUCAUCGCCUCCUGGUUGCCCUUCGCCGUUUGCCGCGGCACCCUCUCAUUGGCCCAUCUGGCUAGGGCAGAGCUGGAGGCGGAGACAGAGGAGGGGCUUAAGAGAGCGCUGCUGAUCUCUUCCUGUCUGGCGUUCGUUAACAGCUGUGCCAAUCCAAUCAUCUACCUGCUCCUGGACCGCACCUUCCGCCGUCGGACGAAGCUAUUGGCCAAGGCCUGCCUGGGAGGCCGCCCACUGCCGCACGAUUCGCUGACCAGCCAGACCAGUCAGACGCAGGACAGUCUUGCCUCCUCCACGGUUACUGUGGCAACCAGGAGCACAAAGCUUCCCUUCCCAAAGUAAAGGUCCCCUUCAAACUCUGCAAUUUGCAUAAAAGUGCAGCAUUAGCUAACAGGAUCACUGUGACAUCUGUAUGCUGUGAUACCUGUUUGAUAUAACGUGAUAACUGUGUUGUCAGUGGCAACUGUGUUGGCUUUGGCUGGGGCCAAGACAAAGUAAUCUGAAAGCCCACAAUCUACAAACUAAUGAGGACCCAUGUCUUUCAGAUGACUUUG
Messenger RNA from Engraulis encrasicolus (European anchovy), 1454 nucleotides. It is a transcript of the gene gpr25, whose product is annotated as G protein-coupled receptor 25. The transcript is spliced from 6 exons. The coding region runs from base 1 to 1242 and encodes 413 amino acids. Gene Ontology annotation, molecular function: C-C chemokine binding; C-C chemokine receptor activity. Gene Ontology annotation, cellular component: external side of plasma membrane; membrane. The record is from RefSeq and is a predicted model, not a curated record. Gene Ontology annotation, biological process: immune response; positive regulation of cytosolic calcium ion concentration; calcium-mediated signaling. NCBI's taxonomy places the organism in Eukaryota, Metazoa, Chordata, Actinopteri, Clupeiformes, Engraulidae.